AUGACUCGUGGUAGAAUACCUCAAAACCCUGAAGGUGGUAUCAAUCAGGAGAAUCAUAAUUCCCUGAUGGAUGGAGGAUUAGCUGAAACUGAAGAGUUUGACAACAGAUUCUUUCCAGACUCUGUCAAACAACUGAAAGCCCUGGAGUUUGCGUCCUUAACACAAGGUAGUUUGACUGUAGAGCAGUAUGCCGCUAAAUUCAUGGCAUUGGGAAGAAUAGAGAAUUACCAAGAGUUGGUAAAUGUAGCGGCGAUAGCAGAGGCUGAGCAGAAGGAAUUGGCGAUCCAGAACAUGACCGAUCGAAAGAGGGCCAUGCCAUUUACUACAAGCAGUAGUGCUGAGAAAAAGAGGCCUUUUUCUAGUCCGGAGAAAGGCAAGGGAAUAAUGAUAGGAGGACAGAAGCCGUCCUUGUAUUCACCAUGCCCUAAGUGUGGUAAGCUUCAUCCUGGAGAAUGUUACAGGGGAUAUGGAGUCUGUUACCGAUGCGGAAAACCAGGACAUAUGAUUAGAGAUUGUCCUAACGCCAAGCAAGGUAGUGGAGCUGGUGAUCGCAAGCCAAGGCCCCACAUCCCGGCACGCGUGUAUGCAGUAACACCAGGUGAUUUUGAUGUUGACGCACUUGAAACUGAUGAAGCUGGCAUCAUGACUGGAAGGGUUAAUUUGUUUAGGUUCUCGGCAUGUGCACUAUUCGAUUCAGGUGCGUCACAGUCCUUUGUGUCUGCAGCGUUUGCACGAAUUUGUAGUUUACAGACUGAACUCUUACCACGACGGGUUGUAGUAUUAAUUCCCGAUGGGAAUACAGUAUCUUGUACCCGUUUAGUUAAGGAUUGUCCGUUAGAGCUAGAAGGAAGGACACUGAAGGCUAACUUGUUAGUAUUCGGUCAGAUGGAAUUCGACCUGAUUUUGGGGAUGGACUGGCUUUUCAAGCACUACGCUAAGAUAGACUGUCGAAAACGAGAGGUUGUGUUUGAACCUCCAACUGAAGACAGGAUGAGUUACGCAAGAACAUCAGUUAAGGCCACCCCACCUUUGAUCUCGGCGUUGCAAGUUAGGAAGUGUAUCGAUAAUGGAGCCUCAGCAUUUCUAUUGAUAACUGUAGAGGAGACAACCAAAACUAUAGGAAUCCAAGGGAUACCUGUGGUUGAAGACUUUCCUGAAGUUUUCGUUGAUGAGUUACCUGGUUUACCACCGGAUAGAGAAGUAGAAUUCCAAAUAGAGUUGGAGCCGGCAAAAACUCCGACUCACAAGGCGCCGUAUCGUAUGGCCCCUACCGAAUUGAAGGAGCUCAAGCUACAAUUGGAGGAACUUUUGGAGAAGGGUUUUAUCCGCCCCACUAACAGUCAAGGAUCAAGAUGUGCUGAAAACUGCCUUUAG
Messenger RNA from Carya illinoinensis, 1374 nucleotides. RefSeq lists its product as uncharacterized. The record is from RefSeq and is a predicted model, not a curated record. Bases 1 to 1374 code for a protein of 457 amino acids. Lineage: Eukaryota; Viridiplantae; Streptophyta; Magnoliopsida; Fagales; Juglandaceae. The transcript has 5 exons. Gene Ontology annotation, molecular function: nucleic acid binding; zinc ion binding.